Molecule: messenger RNA, 9057 nt
Organism: Oryctolagus cuniculus (rabbit)
Lineage: Eukaryota; Metazoa; Chordata; Mammalia; Lagomorpha; Leporidae
Source: RefSeq, a predicted model, not a curated record
CACUCCCCAAAUGGCUACAACAGCUGAGGCUCGGCCAGGCCAAAGCCAGGAGCUUCCUCUGGGUCUCCCAUAUGGAUGCAGGGCCCAAGGACUUGAACCAUCUUCCUCUGCUUUCCCAGGCACAUUAGCAGGGAGCUGGAUUGGGAGUGGAGCAGCUGGCACAAAAACUGGUAUCCACUGGGGAUACUGGCACUGCAGGCCGUGGCUUAACCUUCUACACCACAGCACCAGCCCUCUGAAACCUCUAAAUUCUAUGAUAAAUAAUUGACCACUGUGACAAUAGAACAUAGGUCAGUAAAGCAUAUUCCAUUACAGUAAGUUGUCGGGAGUUCAACAGUUCUCUGAAAAUUUAACUGAGUAGAUUAAAUGUAAAUAUGUUUUCUAUAAUGAAACUUGUCAAAAUGCAAAGAAAUCAGCUAUUUACAGUCAUGGCAUAAGUACCUAGUGAGAGGUGAAUGCCUUGCCUUUGUACAUCCCAUUUCUAAUGGAGGACAAGAAGUUAUUUUCUUCAAUGGCUGACUUCCAGAAUUUUUGCCUGAACGUUUUUUGUCAAGCAUAUAUUCCCUUCUUUAGGCCUUUCUACAUAGAGCCCACAAACAUCGUCAAUGUGAAUGAUGUCAUUCAGAGGGUUAGCGACCAUGCCUCUGCCAUGAACAAGAGGAUUCAUUACUACAGCCGGCUCUCCACUCCUGCAGACAAGGCACUGAUUGCCCCAGAUCAUGUAGUUCCAGCUCCAGAAGAGUGUUAUGUAUAUAGUCCCUUGGGUUCCGCUUAUAAACUUCAAAGUUACUCUGAAGGACAUGGUAAAAACACCAGUUUAGUAACCAUUUUUAUGAUUUGGAAUACCAUGAUGGGAACAUCUAUACUAAGUAUUCCUUGGGGCAUAAAACAGGCUGGAUUUACUACCGGAAUGUGUGUCAUCAUGCUGAUGGGUGUUUUAACACUUUAUUGCUGCUACAGAGUAGUGAAAUCACGGACUAUGAUAUCUUCACUGGACACCACCACGUGGGAAUAUCCAGAUGUCUGCAGACACUAUUUUGGCUCCUUUGGGCAGUGGUCGAGUCUCAUUUUCUCCUUGGUGUCCCUCAUUGGAGCAAUGAUAGUUUAUUGGGUGCUUAUGUCUAAUUUUCUUUUUAAUACUGGAAAGUUUAUUUUUAAUUUUAUUCAUCAUAUUAAUGACACAGACACUCUGCUAAGAACCAAUAGUAGCGACCCUGUGAUUUGCCCAAGCGCCGGGAGUGGUGACCAUCCUGACAACAGCUCUGUGAUUUUCUAUGUCAAUGACACAGAAGUCCAGCAAUUUGAAAAGUGGUGGAAUAAGUCCAAGACAGUGCCCUUUUACCUUAUAGGGCUCCUUUUGCCAUUGCUCAAUUUCAAAUCUCCUUCAUUUUUUUCAAAAUUUAAUAUCCUAGGCACAGUAUCUGUUCUCUAUUUGAUUUUCCUUGUCACUUUGAAGGCUAUUCGCUUGGGAUUUCACUUGGAAUUUCAUUGGUUUGUGUCAACAGACUAUUUUGUACCAGAGAUAAGAUUUCAAUUUCCACAGCUGACUGGUGUGCUUACCCUUGCUUUCUUUAUUCAUAAUUGCAUUAUCACACUCCUGAAGAACAACAAGAACCAAGAAAACAACGUGAGAGAUCUAUGCAUUGCUUAUAUGUUGGUGACAUUAACUUAUCUGUAUAUUGGAGCUCUGGUUUUUGCUUCAUUUCCUUCACCACCAUUAUCAAAAGAUUGUAUUGAGCAGAACUUUUUAGACAACUUCCCUAGCAGUGACACCCUGUCCUUCAUUGCAAGGAUGUUCCUGCUGUUCCAGAUGAUGACGGUAUACCCACUCCUAGGCUACUUGGCUCGUGUCCAGCUAUUGGGCCAUAUCUUCGGUGACGUUUAUCCUAGCAUUUUCCAUGUGCUGAUUCUUAAUCUGAUUGUUGUGGGAGCUGGAGUGAGCAUGGCCUGUUUCUACCCAAACAUAGGCGGGAUCAUAAGAUACUCAGGAGCAGCCUGCGGCCUGGCCUUUGUGUUCAUAUAUCCAUCUCUCAUCUACAUCAUUUCCCUCCAGCAAGAAGAACGGCUGACAUGGCCUAAGUUAAUCUUUCACAUUUUCAUCAUCAUCUUGGGCCUGGCUAACCUGAUUGUUCAGUUUUUUAUGUGAAAUACUCAUCUGUUUUCUCAAGAUCGUUCGUGGUGUUUUGAGCCUUGACAACAGUUCUACAUCAAUUCACUUAUCAAUGCCGUUGUUACCCUAAUUCCAAGUGUUUUUCUAAGAUAACCUGAAAGCAAGGAAAGUAGUGGUUGACUAAUAAAUAUUUCUGAGUGGGGCAGGAGGGGCACUAAGAAGGAUCUGAGUCUCUCUCUUCCUUGUAUUCGCUCACCUCUUCAUUCUCAUUGUCUUUUCUGGUAGGAUUGUGUGUCCUAGGAGGAAGUCCUGCUGGGUUUUGCUUUCAGAGAGGGGAAGUGGGUAGAUGUAUCUGGCUACAGUGAAGACUCAGGUGUCACAGCAACAUGUUGCCAAAUCCUGUUUCUGUUUUAUACUUCAUAGAUUCACUUCAUUUUCUUAUUUGCUAGCCCAUUUCCACAGUUUGCUCAAGUCACUACUGUUUGGCACAGUAAACCAAAUACCUCAUUUUAAAACGAAGUUUUUAUGACCUAAGUGUCAACAGAGUGAAUUCUUAAUUGAGCCUCUAUUAGAAAAAAAAAAAAUUUUUUUUUUAAAUUGUCAGUAUAGACCUCAUGGUCAUGACACACGUGCAAAAUAAAAAUAGUUUGCUGCUGUUCAGUUCCUCUCCUAUUUCUAAUCCAACAUCAGUGACGUAGGAGUUCAAACCUAUACGCUGAAUUUUGCAUAGGAACAAAAAUGUCCCUAUAGACACAGGGGGCUCUUUUACUUUUUGGGUCGCAGAGCAUUGCUAGGCUGUCAGGACAGGCCCAUCGGGGAAACAUGGCAGAGGAACCAGAGUGUGAGGCCCUCCAGGGGAGAAAAGGGUGGAGACGUAGCCAGGGAGGGUGGAGCCUCUGCCCAUAGCGUCCUCAGUCCUGCGGGGGUGAAAGUGACUUCUUUAGCACAGGGAAAAGUCGUUCUCUGAUGUGUGACCCCAGGAGACCCCCAGUGCUUCCCUCUGUGAUGAGCAGGGCAGACGGAUUAAGUCUCCGCAAGACAAACUCCUUGGAUCUGAGACAGUGAUCAGGGAAUCUAGAUUCUUAGAAUAAACAAUCUCCAUUUUCUUCUUCCAAUUUAAAAUCCAAACCCAUAUCUUCCAUGUCAUGCAGCCGCUGUACCCAGCCCAGGACAACUCAGUGGUGAUGUUUCUUCCCCAGAAAAUUUAGAAUUCUCUAAUUUUAGGCUAAAUUUAAAGAAUGCACUGUGCUCUCACAGAUUCUACAUCCCUGGAUAAUGUGUAGAUUUGUAUUAUUUCCCUCCUUUGAGAAAGACAAAUGAAAAGUUUUUUUUUUUAGACCAAAUCAGAAAUCCCAGAUUUAAGACCAGCUUUGAUCUCUCAGAGUCCAGCUUCCUGCCCUCUUCAUAGACUCAUACACCCAUACGAAUGAUGAGCAGUAUUUCCUAAAGUUCUUUACGAAUUCUCAAGCACUCGCGUGGAGAGAAUAAUACAGUGACCCUCCAGAUCCCCCACUAGGCUUAGUAACUGUAAGACUGCUGCAGUUGCUUCUCCUAUACCUUUUUCUUUUCCACUGAAAUAUUUUAAAGCCAAUCUCAGACAUGAUGUCAUUUCAUCUUAAUAUGCAGCUACUAGCCUUUUGAACGCAAUUAUGUUUAUUGGAGAAAGUCUCAAAGUUUUGGUUAGCAGGAACUGCUGGUAGAAGUUAGGUUAAUUGGAAAAUUCUACAUUGGGUGUCUGGAUCCCUGAGUGAUUAGUCUGUCUUUGAAGAGGGGGAUAAUGAAGAGGAAGCUUCAUGGCUUCAGAAUCUUGUUCAGUUAAGGACCUAGAAUUCAGAGGCCAGGCAGCCCUGUGCGCGAUCUCUCGGCUCACCACCUGUUGACCCCUCACUGCUACCUCUGUCUUUAAGCUUUAGAGACGGAGUUUUCAUUGCCUCUUUUCUAUAAUGUACUUGAAUGCUUUCACACAUGGAAAAGUGAUUUGAUGUAUUUUGCCCAUUUAACGGACAAAGGGAAUAUGAAAAUGAAUGUUACUUACUGAACAAAAAAAACCGCCGCGGAUCUUUGCUUUUAUUUUCUUUAAGAGACGUCGUAAUGUAGAACCUCUACAAUUCUGUUACACUUUGCUGAAUAAUCUUGCCUCCUUUACAUUUCUUUUCAUGAGACAGGCUCCUUGAUAUUGGGCUUGGUCCGAGAACGCUUGUGUGUGUGAGCGUGUAUGUCCUGGCUCAUACGUUAGGAUGACGAGGUAUGAACUCAUUCAGAUCAAAUUACAAUUAAUUUUAGAUUUUCUUGCUUCCCUGUCAUCUCUUUGAUUUUUCCAAUUAAAUUUGUCUCACUUUUUCCUCUGAUGUGGCUAGCCCUAGUUGCUUUAAAUUUAGCAACGCGGGGACAUUAUAAAAUUUAAAAAUGGGUUGUUUAGAGAGUUCUUUCUUAGAAAGCCUGUGGAUGAAUUUGUGCUACACUAAUAUUGAAUCAGAAGGAAUGAAGAAAAUACAGCUAAGUUUGGUACCUGGGGCAAUCAUUCUAACACUGGUUUCAUCGUCACACCCCAAAAUGCACUGGAGUAAAGAACAAAGUUCUCCGUAAAGAGGGACUGUCUUAAAGGGAAAUGCUUUGUUUACAUUAGGUAUAUUUUGCAAACACAAUGCAGCUACUACCUGUAGAAAUGGAGUAGUUUUCUGUUCUACUUGGAAUUCACUAGGAGCUUUUUUUAUGUGUGUGUUGCUUUAUCCAUUUCCAUAAGUAACUGAAUAAACUAUGACGUUCAGUGCAAUGGAGAAGACAAAGAUGUAUAAGGUACUCAUAUACCAAAGAACCUUUAAUCCAGUUAAGGCACUGUGGACCAUAGUUAACUAUGACACAGGUAGUUUAUGCCAAGGAAUAGUAAGAGAAAGAGAAACAGGUCUCAGGGUGGGCUGGUCAAGGAAGCUGAGUUGUAAAGCAGCAAUGGCUCACUUUCAGACCACUCCUAGCUGUCCAAGAUCUAAAUACUUGGUGUGUUGCCCAGCUAGUGGCACCAUGUAUGUUAAAUGCAUUUGCUUUCGUUUUGGUAAAUUUCCUCUAAGAUAACUUUAAUGAGACAUGUAUAACUGCUUCUGUGUGCUGUUUGUUAUUCUCUGCGUUUGUAACACAUUGCAUUAUUCAUUUCUGUGGAUCUUGGACAGCAAAGUAGAAUUGACUAAUAAGGGAAAUAAUUAGUAACACAUUGAGCCAUACAAACAAAUUCUAUACAAUUUCCUCUCCAAAGACUUGACUUCUACCUAAAUAUCAGUAUUCAAAAUGUCAAAUGUUCAAUAUCUUUGAUAAGUGCAGAAGAUAGCAAUGUUGCAUGUUUUCUUUGUAACACACUGACCUAUUGUGUUUUAAAAUCUGGUGGUGUUUUGUUUUGUUUAACCUCGGUUUCAUUCCAAUUCGAAUGUCCAAAACCAAAUCCAAAUCCACUUGACACCUAAACAAUAGAAUGUUACCCCAGUUUGUGAUCCAAAGUGAAAUUAAUCCCCGACAUGCGCACAGCUGAGCUGGCUGGCCCCAGUUUUACAGUCAACUGCCGACUUCACUUAGAUUAUGUAAACAUGUAUUGCAAAACAGCUCUGCCGGGAACCUCAUAACUUAAACGAUGUUCUCUGAAAUGCAAUUUGUCUUUUUAUAUAAGAGAAGAAAUUAAAUCAAAAUUACUUUGGAGAAAACAACUGUGGAAUUUUGUUUAAUUGAAUUUUGCGGGAAACGCUGCUGCCUACCAGCACUGGCCACAGGUUUGGGAGAGGCUGGGUCACUCUUCUCCAGUGGCUUUGUGCCUGCGUCCGGCAUCUCUCUAUGGUACUAAUUCUAGGGAAGGGCAUACAUUACAUUAUAUAAGUCGAAUUCUAAGUGACCAUCCCUUUGGGACAGUAAAGUAUUGUGACCUCUGCGCCUUAGGGCAUUGAGAAUGAAUCUGACACUUGGAUGAGUUUAGCCCAGUUUCUGAUGAAGGCGUGGUGUCAUUCUUCCAGAGCCACUUAAGCCAACAAAGAACUCUAAUUUGCAGCCUUCCCCAAGUAAAAUGACUUCCUUUCCCAUUGUCAUUUGUCUUGAUUUCCAAAUUCUAGUGCAAACAUAAAAUAAGACUGUGUCUACUUAAAAGAUUAAAAUGUCUCCAUUCCCCUUAUUUAUCUCAGACUGUCAUGUAAAGGACAGGUUGAAGAUGAGGGAGAACUCACCAGAUUGCUCGUCCCUUGGCUUUCUCAAUCUCAUCCAGUAAUGUUUGAUCACAACUGACACUCAGUAUAUAAUUGUUUAAUCAAUCAGAUAAUUAACUAUUGAGGAUUCUAUUUUAAGAGAAAACAGUAAGUUAAUUCCCAUUAUCUGGGAUUUUUUACAUACCAACCACUCCCUCCCCCCCCCCCCAAAAAAAAAAAAGGGGCAGUGCAGGAUUGGUGAAUCCAUCAGUAUUUCUGUUCCUACUGUAUGCCAGACCUUGUGCUAAGUGCUGCCCAUAGAGCAGUGAACAAGCCAGAUGAGGCCCUGCAUCCUGUACCCUUGCUGCUGAGCACCAGCAACUGGGGCCUCUCCCUAGGUGGCAUGAACGUGCCAGGCUUUUGCCCUGUCCUGCUGCUGUCCACAAAGCACUGUGAUGUAGCCACUGCAUACGCAGAUUUUGAAGAAAUGAGUGUAGGUCAGCAGUAUAAUAAAUGGAGUUUGGUAAAAUGAGCUAUGUUUGCAAGUUAAAACAUUUUAAAAUCCUUAGUUAAUUAUACUCACAUAAAAUGAUUUGGACAAAAAGCUGGAAGGUGCCACAGAAGAACAAACAUGGGUGAGGAGCUAAGGUGAUGGAAUCAUUUACGUUGCUAGGCCAUUGUAGCAGAUGUUUCCAAGAAGAUGCCUAGAGUAAAUCAUGGAAAAGACAGCUUGUGGAAAUGCAUUCAUAUCUGCACUCAGCCCAGGAAGUAAAGCCCUUACAAAGAACCUAGAAUGGAUGAGAGAGAGAGAGAGAGAGAGAGAGUAGACCUUGGCUACACAGGGGCAGAUUCAGGUACCUGCAGCUGAUAGAGUCUGGAGUUUCCUCUUUUAGGAAAAUCGUAGUGAAUUAGGGACCUCGAGUUAGGAAGGAGCCCGUACAAGUGAGGAGCCCUGCCUGUAGCUUUUUUAGCUCUGAGGUCAGUCAUCCACAAACCACUCUGGGGCAUGAGGAGGGAAUGUUGGAAAGGGGAAAGGAAGGGCACCGCUUUAGAUACGUCAAGGGUUGGGUUUUUCUGCUGCCUCUAAAAACUGCAGCUUUUGCCAAAAUGGAGCUUUUAUUUCUGGAAGAGUCAAAUUGUGUUUAGUAAAAUAGCAUGGAGUACAAAUUCAGUAAUGAUUAAUUUGAGGUCAAACUAGGAUAUUUUUCUAUUUUAGAUGGGAGUUUUUAUCUGGAAAAUGGAUCUUGCAGGAUUUAAAAUUUUUUUUUUAAUCUUUCCAGAGAUAAAGAGUUCAGAAAUACUGUUUAAUUUUCAGCUAGUCUUGCUUGGGCAUGAGGAACCUUUUAGGAGGUCUUGAAGCAGAGAACUGCCGAGAGCAACCUUGGAAUCAGGCUAACGUUUAUUUAUCCUACACCUUUUUUGGUGAAGGAUCUAUUUCUACUACACUAAAGUAAAAUCAAUUUUAAAGGAGUAACUUGAGGAAUUUUUAGAAAGCAAAUUAGAAAUGUAGGACACUCCUUGAAGAGCGGAAACUCAAAACUCGAUUCAAAUAAACCAGCAGUCACUCCUUCCCGCGGUAGUGUCCCUCACUGCAGGUGGAUAAAACCCAGGCGGGCAGUGACCGGUUACUGAUGCCUGUGGAUUCCCAGGCGCCAAGGGAGCGGCAUCCUUCCCGUGCUGCCCGGGCUCUGUAUGUCAUGUGAGACUCGCCAGGUCCCUCCUCUGUAGAAUCCUAAAGUGCCCCAGUGGAAGAAUGAGCAAGGGCCUUUGCAGCAGAGAGAAAACUGUGGAUAAACGUGGAGAGAAAAAGCGUUCAGAAAUGAACGACCGAUACGUGCUCCAACAAGGUUAAACUCCAGAGAGAUUACGCGAAGUGAAAGAAGCCAGAUGCAAAAGGCUAUGUGUUGCGUGAUUCAUGUAGAAAGGGCAAAUUUAUAGAAAAAGUAAAACAGUGGUUUCCUAGAACUCGGAUUGAGAGCAGAGUUUAACUAUAAAUGGGCAGGGAAAGCGAGGCCCUAAGGAGGGUGUGGUGAUGACCGUGCUCUGUACAGUCACCAAAGUCAUUGACUGGUGAACUUACAUUGGUUACAUUUUAUGGAAUGUAAGUGACCCCUUACAGCUGUUUAUAAAAACAUCAAAGUUCAACCUCACUGGUAGAAAAGGAAAAGUAGUAUCUUCUGCUUUCUACUUGGCAAAUACUAAAGAUCAUACUAGUACUCUGGCAUUGGUGUGGAAAUGGACAUUUAUACAGAAGCGGUGGGCGUAAAAGUGGGAAUGGACUCUCUGAAGUUAAUUGGGCAGUAUGUACCGAAGCCUGCAAAUGCUGAUUUCACUUUCACUCGUUUCCAGAAGUAAAUUCUAAUGUAAUAAGUAGGUACCCGGGGACAUGCACGCGCAGGCUAGGCUGUUCCUCUUUACUGUUUAUAAUGGGAAAAUUAGAAACAACUUAAUAUCUAACUAUAGGAGAUUAAAUUAUGCAAUAUCCAUUUGUUGGAGGUCUGUGUGGCUAGUUAAAAAAUGAUACUGCAGAUGUAUAUAUGUCAUGAAUGUCUGAAAAGUGUUUAUAAGUGAAGAGAUUACAAUUAAAUAUAUGUAGAUCAAAACCGUUUGUUUCCACAGGCACGUAGAAAAAGGGCUGGGAGUUUAUAUUACAAAACGAACUGGGUGCUAGAACCUAAUGAGUGUUUUUUUUUUAUUGUCUUGUUUACUUGUAUUUUCUAAAGUUUUAAAGUAAAGUGAAUGGAUCAUGUUUUAUGGGGGAGAAGCAAUAAAAGUUCUUUACUUUAAAAAGUA